UAACCUUAUGCUUUCUAGGAAUGUGAGAAUGUCUAUCUUGUAUUCUCUGUACAAGCGAGUGGACAUUUUCAAGGCUAUGCUACCAUGUCAUCAGAAAUAGGAAAAGAGAAGUCACAUGAAAUGGGAAUUGGAUCCUCAACACCACUUGGAGGCAUAUUCAAAGUGAAAUGGAUAAAGAGGGCUAAUGUUUCAUUUCAGCAAACCUCACAUCUCAGCAAUCCAUGGAAUGAAAACAGAAAAGUAAAAGUUGCCAGGGAUGGACAGGAAUUAGAACCAUCUAUUGGUGAUAAAUUGCUGCAACUAUGGUCAAAAGUUGAAGAAUACAAGCAUGGAUCUGGUGAUGCCUCAUCUCGUACAACUCCAGCCAACUCUCCACCCAAUCACAGCCCAGGACCAAAAGGUGGAAAGGGAAAAAACAGUGAUAAAUCGAAAUCACCUCAAUUUCAUACACAAACUCCUCCCAUGACCCCACAAUAUCCUAAAAGUUCACCUCUGCUCGGUACAGUUCCACCGUUCUCUCCCGCUCAUCCUCAGGUAUAUCAGACUCCAACUGGAUCGCCGAUACCACUUGCGCACUCAUCUCCAUCUCAUUAUCCUGGAAUGGUUUUCCAGCCACGUGGUGCAUCCGGUGAUUACUUCAAUGCAGGUGCAAUGUCACAGCUUUCAUUAGGUAACAAUGCUCCCAUGAUGCAUCCUAAUAUGUACAACCAGUAUGGACAAAAAGGAGGUAGUCCUGGCAAUAGAGGGGGUAUUCCUGGCAAUAGAGGGGGUAGUCCUGGCAAUAGAGGAGGGUCUCGUAGAAAUGGUGGACAACAUAGAAAUAAAUCCUAUGAUAAAUCAGACAAUAAGAAAUAAUAUGCAGAAGACGCACAUUGUAAUAACUAAGGUUGGUUAGUGGUUUGAUCAUUUGCAUGUACAUUUAUAUACAGGUCAUGGUUCAUUAAUAGUAUUUUUUUUUUUGCCAUUAUUCUUAAGGCAUCUACAAAAAUUUUAAAAUUCAGUUGCCAAUUUUUAUUUAUUGUUUAGUUAUAUUUUUAAUGUUUUUUUUUUAUAAUUGUGAAUAUAUCUUUUAUCUAUUCACGUUUUCAUUACUGACAUGUGGCAAUGUAAUGUAUAGCCUCAAUAUGCUUGAAAAGUGUAAUUAAAAAAAAUGAUGUCUAAC
Messenger RNA from Saccoglossus kowalevskii, 1162 nucleotides. RefSeq names its product 3'-5' RNA helicase YTHDC2-like. The record is from RefSeq and is a predicted model, not a curated record. Gene Ontology annotation, molecular function: protein binding; ATP binding; RNA binding. Lineage: Eukaryota; Metazoa; Hemichordata; Enteropneusta; Harrimaniidae. Gene Ontology annotation, cellular component: intracellular anatomical structure.